Molecule: messenger RNA, 1614 nt
Organism: Aspergillus melleus
Lineage: Eukaryota; Fungi; Ascomycota; Eurotiomycetes; Eurotiales; Aspergillaceae
Product: putative triacylglycerol lipase
Exons: 3
Coding region: 1-1614 (537 amino acids)
Source: RefSeq, a predicted model, not a curated record
AUGGUCCGGGUUGGUCUGUUGGCACAGGGCGUUCUCUUUCUUUCCGGCGUCUUCGCCCAGAGAACCGUCGUUGACCUUGGGUACACCCGAUACAAGGGUCAACCACUUCCUAAUGGCAUCGUCCAAUGGCUGGGGAUGCGCUAUGCUGCUCCCCCCGUAGGCCCGUUGCGCUUUUCCGCGCCCCAGGAUCCGGAGGAAGUCGGUGGGGUUCAGGAUGCAUUCCAGCACGGUCCGCUGUGUAUCCCAACUGUGACCGAGGAAGAAGUGUUCCCCGAGGGAACCUCGGAAGAUUGCCUCUUCAUCAAUGUCCAGGCUCCUCGGAACAUAUCCAGACCGUUGCCCGUGUACUUCUGGAUCGAAGGUGGUGGCUUUAAUGAAAAUUCACAGGCUGACUACGACGCAUCGGGCUUGAUCCAUGCCUCCCACAUGGGCAUCGUUGUGGUCACAUUUAACUAUCGUGUUGGCCCGUAUGGUUUCUUGGCCGGAAAGGAGGUUGAAAAAGGAGGAAGUGUGAACAACGGCCUAAAGGACCAGAUCAAAGCCCUGCAGUGGGUCCAGAAACACAUCCGCAAGUUCGGCGGCGAUCCCAACCAUGUGGUUCUUGGCGGCGUCAGUGCCGGUGCUGCGUCGAUCACGCUUCUCCUCUCGGCGCAUGGCGGGAGAGACGACGGCCUUUUCCAUGCGGCUGCCGCAGAAUCCCAGAGUUUUGCUGGCAUGCUGACCGUGAAAGAAAGCCAAUUCGCGUACAAUAACCUCGUGAUCCGUACCGGCUGCGCGAGCGAGGAGGAUACCCUAGCAUGCUUGCGCAACCUGGACGUCGGGACUCUUCAAAGUGUCAACAUUAACACUCCUCUACCUAAAGCGCAAGAGGCACCGCUCUAUAUGUACGGACCGGUUGUUGAUGGGACGCUCGUUCCUGACUAUACGUAUCGCCUCUUCCACAAGGGAAAAUUCAUCAAGGUCCCAGUCAUCUUCGGCGAUGUCACUGAUGAAGGCACUGUCUUCGCCCCAAAGAAGAUAGCGACUGUUGGUGAGGCAGAUACCUUCUUGCAAAGCCAGUUCCCAGAGAUUCAACUUCGUCACCUUGCUCGUAUCAACGCCAUGUAUCUCCACGAAAACGAGACGCGCCAAUUCCCCGAGGCCGGCCCCUACUGGAUCCCGGCCAGCAACGCGUACGGAGAAAUGCGGUACACCUGCCCUGGAAUGGACAUGUCGUCCGUGUACGCCCGGGCCGGAGUAAAAAGCUGGAACUAUCAUUACGCUGUUCAGGACCCAGACUCGGACGCCGCUGGCGAGGGAACGGCCCACACGCACGAGGUCAACGCCAUAUUCGGUCCGCAGUAUGUGACGGACGAUAAUCCCCCGGCCUCUUACUUCACCACGAACGCGCCCAUCAUUCCGGUCAUGCAAGGCUACUGGACAAGCUUCAUCCGAACAUUCGAUCCAAACCUGUAUCGUCGGCCGGGGACCCCGGAGUGGAAACAGUGGGGCAGAAAUGAUGACCAUCGCCGACUUUUUAUCAGGACUGGCGAGACAGCGAUGGAAGUUGCUCCUUCCGAUCAGGUGAGACGUUGCGACUACCUGAUCAGCAUCGGGGUAGACCUUGCGCAGUGA